AUGAGCACUGGGAGAGGCGGUAAUAGAGGGAUGAGAGGUGGGAGAGGUGGUGGUGGUAUGGACAACUCCAGAGGCCGAGGUGUAUGGAGAGGUGGUCCACCUCCUGGUUCAGGUUCAAUCUCUAGAGGAGCUUCUCCAGCCAUGUCAAAUACCCCUCCUCCAGCUCCUAGACAAUCUAUCAACGACCAUAUGAACGAUAUGAAGAAAAUCAUUCAUCAGGACGAUAAGAGUAAAUCCGCUAAAGGUUUUCAAACCGAUACGGACAUCUCCAAAUCUUCUGGACCAGUUGAACGAGAAUUGAAACCAUGGGUACCUGACGCUUCUUCACCUCCACCCAACGGAUCUCAUGCCAACGGUAGUGGGAAUGGUAGUGGAAAAGAUCAAGAUACUUUCGGUACUUUGGUUACCAACAUCCCAUGGGACCAGUUCGAGACUAACGAGAGAUUGUUCGGUGCCAAGACGGAUUAUCAAGAGGAGCUGUAUACUACCAAGUUGAACAAGAAUGGGGUGGAUUAUAAGAAGAGGGAAAAGGAAGCGGAGAAAUUGGCUAAUGAGAUUAUGGGCACCACAUCGAAGAACACUCAUAUCCAAGAAGAGCGAGGUCAGGUAGGAGAGGAUUCCACAAAGGACGAGGAGGAAAAAUACUCCGGAGUGGUUCGUGCUCCUGGUGCAUAUGUUCCUCCAGGUGCUCGUCGAGCCCUCGGUCAGGGUGGUACUGCUCCUCGCGUCUCUGCUCCUCCCGCGGCGACAGCAUCAAAGCCCAGUGGAGGGGCCGCUCCUUCCCCUGCUCCUGCAGCUCCUAAAGCUGUCUCCCCCGCUCCCGCUCCCUCCUCAACUGUCGCCCCUCCCCCCGGUCCACCUCGAAGUACAAGUGAAGACCCCUCUGCUACCAACUCCGGUGCCGCUGCCGCCGCGUCAGGUCCUGUCAAACCUGCUGAAGCCCCUGCUAUUCCUACUAUCACCGCUCCCACAGAUCAGAAAGCAGAUGGACAACUUGGCGGUGUGGUAGAUCAAUGGCGUCAAUUCGUCGGUACGGAACGAGAGAGGGCUGAGGCGAAGAAACAGUCUCAUAUCAAGUCUGAAAGGGAGAGACAACUUGCAGAACUGAAAAAGUUCCAUGCAAGUUUCAAGGUCCCAUUACCCAUGCCCAAGGACAUCUUACCUAUCCUUGCUAAAGACGAGACCAAGCAGAAAGAUAUAGAAGCCAAAGCGGCCACGCAGUUGGAGAAAGCAAGGGAAGAUCGAAAAUCCCAAGCUGGUGCCAAUGUCAAGUCACCUGUCAAGACUUCUGCGCCUAUGGAAGUAGCCAAGACCGAUCAACCUAAAACACUACCACCUAAAAAACCAUUCAUGAAAAUACCUGAAAUUCCACCUUUCAACCCUGCUAAACGCAAGUCUAUCGUUCCCUCGGCUAACGCUAACAGCUCCCCUGCCGCUGCUCCAACUGUACCUAUCGCUGAAACUGCCGGACAAAACAUACCUGUACAAGCUACUUCCCCAACUCCUUCCAUGGCCAGUCUCGCGUCUGGUUCCCAAGCCAAACUCAACCCUAAAGCGAAUACUUUCGUAUUCAAACCCAGUGCAGCUGUCUUCAAGCCUGGUCAACCAUCUGGAAGUCCCGCUGCUGCUCCCCGUCAAUUGCCUGCUGCUACUUCAUCCGCAGCAUCACCUGCACCUGCGUCAGCAUCAUUGAAGAAUCCGUUCUUCAAGGACAAACUACCUGAAAAGGUGAAUGUUGACGUGAGGAACGACUUCAACCCUUGGAAACAUGGGAAUGGCUCUGUACCUUCUGCUUCCUCUGUGGGAUUACAAUGGCCUUACCCAGGUAGGAAAUCUCAUAUUCCAUCUUUCGUCGGUGGGCCGAUGGGUGGCGGACCUAUCCCGAUCCACCUUGCUGGAGGGGUUGGCGGUCCAGGUUCAUCAGUGUUUGAAGAUGAGAAUGGUGGAGGAACUGGUUCACCAUCACCUCAUCCUGCUCCGCCGAUUGUGGGGGGAAUGCAACCGUAUCCUGGAUAUGGAUAUAGGUUCAAUCAGCCCGGUUUACCACCGCAAUUCGCAGGACAGAUGAAUAGCCCGAUGUUCUCACCUGGUGGGCCGCAAUUUGCUCCUCUACCUGGCCAACAACAACCACAGCAACCUCAUCAUCAGAUGAUACCUGGUCCCGGUGGACCUAAUGGUCCUCAACCAAAUGGUAUGCCAAUGUACUACCAUUCUGGAAUGCCUCAAAACCCCCAAUUCAUACCCCCUCAACAUAUGCAAUUCAACCCUCAUACACCUCAACGGCAUGGGCCAGGUCCAGGACCGGGACCAGGUGGACCAGGACCACAAGGUUAUUAUCCCCAUCCUGGCGUAUCUACACCUCAUCAAACACCUCAGCUAGUCCAACAUAACCUCCCACCUUUCGGCCAACAACCACCCCCACAGCAAUUCCAUCCUCACUCGCCUAUGCAGGUGAAUCAACCUCAUCCUUCUGCUCCUCAAGCUCCGUCGAAUCAUGCUGGUGGACCUCAGGCGCAACAGCCUCCUGGAUCAGCUGGCGGGAAUUAG
Messenger RNA from Kwoniella botswanensis, 2547 nucleotides. RefSeq lists its product as uncharacterized. NCBI's taxonomy places the organism in Eukaryota, Fungi, Basidiomycota, Tremellomycetes, Tremellales, Cryptococcaceae. The coding region runs from base 1 to 2547 and encodes 848 amino acids. Gene Ontology annotation, cellular component: cytoplasmic stress granule. Gene Ontology annotation, biological process: cytoplasmic stress granule assembly. The transcript has 12 exons. Gene Ontology annotation, molecular function: mRNA binding. The record is from RefSeq and is a predicted model, not a curated record.